Messenger RNA from Spodoptera exigua (beet armyworm), 1160 nucleotides. NCBI's taxonomy places the organism in Eukaryota, Metazoa, Arthropoda, Insecta, Lepidoptera, Noctuidae. The record is from the annotation of a GenBank genome assembly.
AAUGACCUGUCUGUAAUACUUAUAUUUAGGUAUCAGCGGACAUGUAAGCGGUAGUGAGGGCUGAGGGUCAUUAUCAAUAUUUUAUUGUGAAUGUUUACUACGUCCGCGGUCGGAUUCUGAAACAGACGUUUAUAAACUCUAAUGAGAACCUUGAUUUUAAUUUAAAAAAAGGAUAACCAUUUUUGAAUUUUGAAUUUUAUCACAAUGGAAGUGAGACCUCUAUCGCUUGCUUUGCAAGAGAAAGCUGCGUUAGAAUUGUACGAGACGCCGGACAAAUUAGAACGGGGAUUAAAAGAAUUGAAGGAAUGGAUCAGUCAACAGCCUCACCUGAGGGCUCGAACAGAUGACCAAUGGCUAGCUGCAUUCCUCAGAGGUACCAAGCACAAUUUGGCUCGUGCUAAAGAGAAGUUAGAUCUGUACUACUCCUUAAGAACAGUAUCGCCUGAUUUAUUUAUGUUCAAACCUACCGAUCCACGGUUUAAAUAUUUAUUACGAUCUGGAGCUACGUUAGUGUUACCGAAGUUGGCGACCCCGUUGUCGCCGCGAGUUAUUCUCGUCAAGCCCAGCCUCUACGAUCCAAGCGUGAUAACACCAAUCGACUACUUUUCUUUUGCUCAUCUUAUUCAACAGAUUAAGUACUUGGAAGAUGACGCGUUCAUGGUGAAUGGGACUAUAAAUGUGAUAGAUAUUGAAGGAGUAACCAUGGCUCAUAUUAUGCAAAUGACACCAACAGUUUUGAAGAAACUGGUGAUUGCGGGACAGGACGCUUCACCGUUAAGACUCAAAAGUCUACACAUCAUAAACAGCUUACCAGUUUUAGAGAAAUUAUUCAGUUUGGUGAAAAAACUCCUCAACGAGAAACACAGGAAAAAACUUUACAUGCACAGCAAGGAUUUGAGCGCGUUACAUAAUUACGUUCCUCCUGAAAUAUUACCUGCGGAGUACGGUGGACAGGGAGGAACAAAACAGGAGAUAAUAGAUUAUUGGGAGAAGAAACUAGAUCAUUAUGGAGACUGGUUUGAUGAAGACAUGAAGUUUGGAACGGAUGAAAGCAAGCGGCCUGGUAAAGAGAAAACUACGGAAAAUAUGAUUGGAGUCCAAGGAUCUUUUAGACAGUUAGCCGUAGAUUAACUAUGCAAAGAUCAUCUACAUAAUUAUGU